Messenger RNA from Lolium rigidum, 1710 nucleotides. RefSeq names its product MEIOTIC F-BOX protein MOF-like. Bases 136 to 1383 code for a protein of 415 amino acids. Lineage: Eukaryota; Viridiplantae; Streptophyta; Magnoliopsida; Poales; Poaceae. The record is from RefSeq and is a predicted model, not a curated record. The transcript is spliced from 5 exons. Gene Ontology annotation, molecular function: protein binding.
ACAGCCAGACGGGGGCACCUCCGGUCCUUCUCCCUCGCCCUCUCGCACCCUGCCAGCCAAGGACCCAGGGCUCUCUUCUUCGCGGAGGCUUCUGACGGAAGCUACAGGUCUGGCGUGGGCAAACUGUUCGACGGAAUGCGCACAAGGCGUAAGCGUAAUGGCAAGGGAAUCAUGGAGACGGCCGCGGCCGACAGUGAGGACCGCAUCAGCGCCCUCCCGGACGAGCUCCUCCAGCACAUGAUGUCGUUCCUUCUUUCCCGUGACGCUGUGCAGACAUGCUUGCUCGCCAGGCGCUGGCGCACCCUCUGGAAGUCCGUGCCCGCCCUGCGCAUCCAUGACCCCUACAGCUAUGACGACGUGCCUGGCUGCAUCACGUUUGUCGACAAGCUGAUUCGCCUCCGCGACCCAACGCCUCUGGAUGUAUGUGACAUCAGUUCCGACCACGAGUAUGCGUGUGAAUGGGAUGAGGCGUUCCUUGACAUGGAACCGUGGCUCGAGUAUGCUCUAGAGUCUCAAGCUCAGGUGCUUCGGAUUCGUUUUCCCUGCCUGGUAAUCAAUAUCAAUCUCAUCUCGUCGCACCUGAAGAAGUUUCAGCUCUACGACAUGGAGCUUGAGGGCACUCUGGAUUUUUCGAGCUGCCAGGUUCUAGAGGUGUUAGAGAUGACAGAUUGUGACAUCUGUGUGGACAUCAAGUCCCAAUCAUUAAAACAUCUUCACGUUUACGAUGGAUGUUUUGGUAGCGAUGACCGCACUCGUUUUUAUACCCCAAAUGUCGUUGGCUUGAAACUAGCUCCAUCUUGGGGUUUGAUUCCUUUCCUUGGUAAAAUGACAUCACUGGUAACCGCAUCUAUUACACUUGGAAAAGGGUGUUUCUAUCGUCGCCUAUUGCAUGAAUUCGACGGUGCAGCCGGUAGCAAUAACUGCCCUAUAAUUCUCGACAGUUUGUCAGGCGCUACGAAUUUGGAAUUGACGAUUGCUGAUCCUGAUGUGUCUAUUUUCAGAAAGGAUUUCAAAUGGUGCCCUAUGUUUAGCAAGCUAAAAACAUUGUUGCUCAAUGAGUGGUGUAUGGUUGCUAAGUUCACUGGACUGAUUUACUUUCUACAACACUCACCAGUUCUGGAGACGCUUACGCUUCGACUUGAUUUUGAUACUAGUCAGAAGAAACGGCAUGUGAUCGAAAGAGUUGAAAGGUGCAACUCAAGGGAACAAUCAUUACUAUCGAAGCAUCUUAAGCUAGUCAAAAUUGUAUGUGACACGAAGAAUGAUAAAAGGGUUCACCAUAUUGCUUCCGUUUUGAGCUGGAGCUGGCCUUUCCUACAGUUCAAAACCAUGAAGUUGAUGCGCGUUGUCAACCGGGAUGGUGCGCCUGCUUGUGUCCCGUAAAUUGCCUUGUGCUAGCUUCGGUACAGGCCGCGCAUGUUUAAGUGGCUUUUGCUUGUUUCUUGAACUAAGUCUGGCCUGAACUGGUUUUCCCCACAGAAGGCCCUAUGUUUUCUGAGUGGCACAGGAUGGCUAGCACACUUUUACUUGUUUCCUGAAUAAGUCGUCAGGCCUGAACCGGUUUGCUCGCUGGAGGGCUGUAUUUUGUUUGCAUGUUUCACUAGAGUUGUUUGAGGAUUGCGUUAGGUUGUUUCACAAUGUCAAUCACACCGAUCUGUGUAUGCUUCCUUUGUGGUACGUAUAUGCAAAGAUAUAGAUUUUAGGUUAUGU